AUGACUAAUGAAAGUUCUUCCAAAUUGGCAUUAAAAGGUUCAUCCAAAAUUGUAAGUGAUUAUUUUGAAUUUGCUAUAAAUAGUAUUUUAUUUCAAAGAGGGAUAUAUCCUGCUGAAGAUUUUAUUACCGUACGAAAAUAUGAUAUACCAAUGUUAAUGAGUAAUGAUGAUGAUGUUAAACAAUAUAUAAACAAUAUUAUGCUCCAAAUAAAGAAAUGGAUUUAUGGUAAAAAGAUAUUAAAAUUGGUAUUGGUUAUUGUUUCGAAAUCAACUCUUGAAUUGGUUGAACGUUGGGAAUUUAAUAUUGAUAUCUUAUCAAAUGAUGAAGAAGAACAAGAAGGUGGUAGUGAAGGUAAAGGUAAACCUCGUGAUGAAAUUCAAAAGGAGAUUAGAGUAAUCAUUAGACAAAUCACAUCUCUGGUUUCAUAUUUACCUGUUUUAAAAGAUGAUGACUAUACGUUUAAUGUAUUGGUAUAUACAGAUCCAACAACAAGUAUACCAAUAGAAUGGUGUGAUGCUGAAGGUGAUGGUAAAAUAUUACAAGGAGAGAAUGUUGAUAAUGUAAACUUUUCAUCAUUUAGUACAAAUAUACAUCAAGUGGGAACUGCGGUAAGUUAUAAAGUUGAUAUUUAG
This is a messenger RNA of Hemisphaericaspora subhashii, 633 nucleotides long. It is a transcript of the gene MAD2, whose product is annotated as spindle checkpoint protein. Lineage: Eukaryota; Fungi; Ascomycota; Pichiomycetes; Serinales; Debaryomycetaceae. Gene Ontology annotation, biological process: mitotic spindle assembly checkpoint signaling. The record is from RefSeq and is a predicted model, not a curated record. Bases 1 to 633 code for a protein of 210 amino acids. The transcript has a single exon. Gene Ontology annotation, cellular component: nucleoplasm; kinetochore; cytoplasm.